GCCGAGGAACCGCCGCCAAGCGCAGCCCCGCGCCGGCCGCCGCAGCCCCGAGCGGCUGCGCCCCAGCUCCAUGAAUGGAAAUCGGCAGCGCAGGACCCGUGGGGGCACAGCCCCUGCUCAUGGUGCCCAGACGUCCCGGCUAUGGCACCAUGGGCAAACCCAUUAAACUGCUGGCCAACUGCUUCCAAGUUGAAAUCCCAAAGAUUGAUGUCUACCUCUAUGAGGUGGAUAUCAAACCAGAUAAGUGUCCUCGGAGGGUGAACAGGGACGUGGUGGACUCUAUGGUGCAGCAUUUUAAAGUGACAAUAUUUGGGGACCGUAGACCAGUUUAUGAUGGGAAAAGAAGCCUCUAUACAGCCAAUCCACUUCCUGUGGCCACUACUGGGGUGGAUUUGGAUGUGACACUACCCGGAGAAGGUGGAAAAGAUCGUCCCUUCAAAGUGUCAAUAAAGUUUGUUUCUCGGGUGAGCUGGCACUUGCUGCAUGAAGUUUUGACAGGAAGAACCUUGCCUGAGCCUCUGGAACUAGACAAACCUAUCAGCACUAACCCUGUUCAUGCUGUCGAUGUGGUGCUACGACACCUCCCCUCCAUGAAGUACACCCCUGUGGGCCGCUCCUUCUUCUCAGCUCCAGAAGGCUAUGACCACCCCCUGGGAGGGGGCAGGGAGGUCUGGUUUGGCUUCCACCAGUCGGUCCGACCUGCCAUGUGGAAAAUGAUGCUCAACAUCGAUGUUUCUGCCACUGCCUUCUACAAAGCACAACCCGUAAUUCAGUUCAUGUGUGAAGUCCUUGACAUUCAUAAUAUUGAUGAACAACCAAGACCUCUGACUGAUUCUCAUCGGGUAAAAUUCACCAAAGAGAUAAAGGGUCUAAAGGUAGAAGUGACUCACUGUGGGACAAUGAGAAGGAAGUACCGUGUCUGUAACGUGACGAGACGGCCUGCAAGUCAUCAAACCUUUCCUUUACAGCUAGAAAAUGGCCAGACUGUGGAGAGGACAGUAGCACAGUAUUUCAGAGAGAAAUACAACCUCCAGCUGAAAUACCCUCACCUUCCUUGUCUGCAAGUGGGACAGGAGCAAAAACACACCUACCUGCCUUUAGAAGUGUGUAACAUCGUGGCUGGCCAGAGGUGCAUCAAGAAGCUCACAGACAAUCAGACAUCGACCAUGAUAAAAGCGACAGCCAGGUCUGCCCCAGACAGGCAGGAGGAGAUCAGCAGAUUGGUGAGAAGUGCAAAUUACGAUGCAGAUCCGUUUGUCCAAGAGUUCCAGUUCAAAGUGAGGGAUGAGAUGGCCCAUGUGACAGGACGUGUGCUCCCAGCCCCGAUGCUGCAGUACGGAGGACGGAAUCGAACCGUGGCAACUCCAAGCCACGGCGUGUGGGACAUGCGAGGGAAACAGUUCCACACUGGGGUGGAGAUCAAGAUGUGGGCCAUAGCUUGCUUUGCAACACAGAGGCAGUGCAGAGAAGAAAUUCUGAAGGGUUUCACAGACCAGCUGCGCAAGAUCUCCAAGGACGCCGGGAUGCCGAUCCAGGGCCAGCCCUGCUUCUGCAAGUAUGCCCAGGGUGCAGACAGCGUGGAGCCCAUGUUCCGACACCUCAAGAACACCUAUUCAGGGCUGCAGCUCAUCAUUGUCAUCCUGCCAGGGAAGACGCCGGUGUAUGCGGAGGUGAAGCGCGUGGGAGAUACGCUCUUGGGAAUGGCCACACAGUGUGUUCAGGUCAAGAACGUCAUUAAAACAUCUCCACAGACCCUCUCAAAUCUGUGCCUGAAGAUUAACGUUAAACUAGGAGGAAUCAACAACAUCCUUGUACCUCAUCAACGACCUUCUGUGUUCCAGCAGCCAGUGAUCUUUUUGGGAGCUGAUGUCACUCACCCUCCAGCUGGAGAUGGAAAGAAGCCUUCCAUUGCUGCUGUUGUAGGCAGCAUGGAUGCUCAUCCCAGCCGGUACUGUGCCACGGUGAGGGUCCAGCGGCCCCGGCAGGAGAUCAUCCAGGACCUGGCCUCCAUGGUCAGGGAGCUGCUCAUCCAGUUCUACAAAUCAACACGGUUCAAGCCCACCCGUAUCAUCUUCUACAGGGAUGGGGUCUCUGAGGGACAGUUCCGACAGGUUUUGUAUUAUGAGCUGCUGGCCAUUAGAGAAGCCUGCAUCAGUUUGGAGAAGGAUUACCAGCCUGGAAUUACCUACAUUGUGGUGCAGAAGCGACAUCAUACACGGCUGUUCUGUGCUGACAGAACUGAAAGGGUUGGACGAAGUGGCAAUAUUCCAGCUGGGACAACUGUAGAUACAGACAUUACACACCCCUACGAGUUUGAUUUUUACCUCUGUAGCCAUGCUGGAAUACAGGGAACCAGCCGUCCCUCCCACUACCACGUCCUGUGGGAUGACAACUGCUUCACGGCGGACGAGCUGCAGCUGCUGACGUACCAGCUGUGCCACACGUACGUGCGCUGCACGCGCUCCGUCUCCAUCCCCGCGCCCGCCUACUACGCUCACCUGGUGGCAUUCAGAGCACGCUACCACCUCGUGGACAAGGAGCACGACAGUGCUGAAGGGAGCCACGUGUCAGGACAGAGCAACGGGCGAGACCCGCAGGCCCUGGCGAAGGCUGUACAGAUUCACCAAGACACCUUACGCACGAUGUACUUCGCUUAAGUCAAUGACCCGGGAGACACUCACCGAGAGCAGAACUGAGAACUUAAGCCACAUACAAUGUAUGUUUCCAGGGGGUUGGUUUAGGGGCUGUGCCUCCCAUCGUGCUGGAGCUGACGCUGUGCAGGGGCGAGAGGCUCACCCUUAAAUUGACACGAGGAAGAUUGUUUACUUCAUCCAGGAACACAGCACUAUUAUGCAAUAUGAAACCAGCCAACUGCUUUUUUGGGGCGGGCUCCCGUGGGAAGCACCGCCGUCAUUGGUUGUUUUUUUUUUUUUUUUUAAUUAUUAUUUCUCGUAGUUUAACCCUCUUCUGCCUUUACCUCAAGUUGCUCGGCAGCACAACUAUUGUUGCAAAAAAAAAAAAAAUAGUAAUAAUAAACUAAAAUCUAUUGUGUAAUUUAAAACGAAAAAAACAAACCACCUUUUAGGAACAAUCACAGCGAUUGUUUGGAGGAGGGAAGUGUGCAAAAAAGAAAAUAAGUUUUUAACCCCCGUGCAUUGAGGAAUCUUUCAGUAUUUGCCAUGGAGCAUUCGAAUGUGAACAUAUCCAAGUGCAUUGGAAUGUACAGCACUAGCUAGGAAACAGUGAGGGGGGGAGAUGUUUUGCACACUAAUCCAAUAAUUUGAACCUAAUUUAGCCAACAGCUGCCUUUGUGUCUUUUCUCACAGCUUUGGAGUUCUCAGCUCCAAGAGUUCCCUUUCAAAAGCAAUCCAAGAAGCUCGUGGUUCAUGUGCAGGCAGUAGUGACCCAACUCUUCUUGCUCCCUGGGGGAAUUUACUAAAGCUGCUGUUUUACCUAGUCCAAAAGUUUCAAUUUUUUCCUAUCUGGCAAGUCAAAUCUGUUGAAGCUUCACGUGAGAUCUGAUGUCCCAGGUUUUCUGGGAUGACAUACAGUAACCAUCAGAACUGAAACUUUAGAGCUAAGGUCUUUUUGGGAAAAAAAAAAAAAAAAAAGAAACCUGCUACUUUUACUUGCUGCCUCUCACACCUUAAUGUGACUCAUAUGUAUGUGUGUUUGAAGUUUAGCUUCCUUUUGUUUCUUUUAUAUUUAUUAGAGUAAUAAUAAUGCUUUAAUUUAAUUAUUACAGAACAUAUGGUCAACAUCAACUUUUAUUUUUUAGAAAUGUAAUCAUGUUUAUUUUUAAAAAAAAAAGAAACUGACAACUUGUUUUGCUAUCUUUUAGUGCAAUAAGCAUUCUAAAGAAAAACUGUGUCCAUUGAGCUGUACUGAAGCAGUGUCUGUACCACGGACCGUGGGAGAAUGGACACCUCCAGGAUUUUAAAAGGACAAAGUAAAAGCCUUAAUUUUGAAAGGAAAGUUUUAUAGUCAGAAGGAAUCUUGAAUUUUCCUUUUUUAAAUCAAAAAAAAAAUAUAUACAAAAAUUGCUUCUAGACUUCUGCAAGCUUUACUUGUCGCUGCAGUCUUUUGAUUUAACAAAGGAAUUGGCCUUAUUUUUGGCUUUGAAAUGUGGAGCAUAUUUGAAUUAAAUGGACAGGGUUUUGUAUUAAGAUCUCAGUUUUUACAUGCUUAGUUAAACCUAUUUGACAUCAGUAAAAUGUCUGGAAUUAAUAAAAGUUUUUAGGCUUUUUUCCUCUUUGAUAGCGACUUUCCUUUUAAAAUUAAGUUAUUGGUAACUUCAUUUCACUUUGCAAAUAAAGAGGGCUGGGACAGUUCUAACAUGUUAAAUCACCGAAAUGUGAAACAAACCAAUGGGACUCUUUCAUUCCACUUUAAAACCAAUGUUUAAGAUGUCAGAGACGAGCGUUUAUUCAGCGAGGGGACUGGGGAGUUUUGCACUUUGUAAACUCGUGAACUGCAUUUUUGACUGUUUUUAUUUGCACUGGUUCAUAGUAUAUUUACUGCAGCUGUUUGUAUGGGCAUUGCUGUGAUCCCAGCCCUCCCGACCUCCACCUGCUCUCACAUGAAAACCUGGUUGGUCUGAGUAGCUUCUCUCCUCGUUCUCACCAAAUCCGCUGUUUGCCAAUAUACUGUAUUUUGAGCCUAAAAUCUGAGCCCAUUCUGCUUCACCAGGCAUGAACCCCCUUCUUUUUUUUCCUGCCAGAAAAACCAAGUACUGUAUUUUGUGCGUUUUGUAUAUUGUAUGGAAAUGUCCGUUGCGCUGUUCACAACGCUGUCUGCAGGAGCUUUACUAACAGCUGGUGUAGAUACCUACUUUAUCUCUCAAAAAUCAAGGAAAAUAAUGAAAAAGGCUAACUUGGCAAAGCUAAAAUUGCACUGGAAACAGUGGUGGGGGGUGGCUUGGGGGGGGCUCAGCAGACGCCGAGGUGUUGGGGACCCCCGGAGCCAGGGGGUCCCAGCUCAGAGUGCCCUGUCCCUGGUGCAGGGAGUGGGGUGAGGCAGAGUCCUUGGAGCGAGGUGGUUUCUCAGCGAGUCUCUCAGAUGUUUUUCCCAGUCUGUGACCUGACACUUUUCUCCUAAAGCUCUCGAAGUAGCAGUGCCGUUCGUAAAAGGUUCAGCUUAAGCUUUAUACAGAAAUUUCUUUUGAAACAGAGAACUUUUUUUUUCUUUAAAAAAAAAAAAAAAAAACACCAACAAAAAAAUACCUAUUUUACAAAGAGUUCUUGUGGACUUCUGGCAUUUAGCUGAAAAUUCCUUUUUACAAAGCCUUCUAACUCUCCUUUCAAAGCCGCUUCUCAUCCUGCCCACGCUCGGUGACUCGGAUUUGAGAAGCUUUUUUUUUUUUUUUUUUUUUGCUCAAUACUUUCACCAAAAACUAAACAAACUUCAUUGGCAAAGUGACUUCAGUUGUCAAGGUAACAUUGUACCUGGUUUUCAUGUGAAGAGUAUUUGGAAGUUUUAAUCUCUCUUCUUGGUUUUGCAAAUAUCUACGUCAAGUGCCGAUACUUCUUUGUAUUACGAUAUCAAGUUACUGACGUUGUGAGGGCCACACAUUUAUGAUGCUGUAGCUGCUAUAUUUAUUUAAAUGGAGAUGGACAAUUACUGCACUAAGGAAUGAGGAGAAAAGCAAGGAAUCAAGGUUAGUUAGAUAUCUUGGUUUGGUUUUUUUUUUUUCAAAAGAGAAUUAAUGGUGUGAAAUAUCAAGUGUAACAAAGGGUGCUGUCAUUUUAACUGAGAUUAAAUAGCCAGAUAUUCUUCUUUUGUUUAAAAACAUAUAUAUUUUGAUGUUUGCAGUUUGGGGGUGGGGGGUCGGGAUAAAUGGUACCUCAUCUGUGGUGGCAGUUUCCGGUAUAUUUUCAGAGUAUAUGGAUUUCUUUUAUUUUUGUACCUGCUCUCCUUGAAAAAAAAAAAAAGAAAAAAAAAAAAAUCUCAAAUUUUAUGUGCUGUUUGAGGAAAUCUUGAGUGGCACAGCAGAUCCCCCCUCCUCUCCGGCCGGGAGCUGGCUGUGGAUUGUCCAAAGAGGGAUUAUGGGCACAGGCUGAUGGCUCUUCUUGCUUUGCAGACACCGGCCUCGGGUUUCUGCCUGUGGAGAAAAGCAGUUCCCGUCUCCUCAGACACUGCACCGAGACCUCACUUGUGCUGAACAAGUGCCACUGAGUGCUCCCGUGGUGGGGGCAGCCCCAGGGUAUCACCGAGCCCCUCCUCACCCAGCCAGCCCUGCCCAAACCUCCCACCUGGCCACUGCUAGAUCCAGAGCUGGAGAGAAUCCCAGAAUGUUUGUGGUUGAGGCGUUAAACUCGCGACAUUUGCCAACAGGAGGAGUGACUCCGCUGUAAGUCGCUUUUUUUUUUUUCCCCCCCUUUUCUAGGGAUUUGAGCCGUGGCCAUUUGACUCAGGAUCGCUGUGUCACUGUUCCAUGUGUCAUCUGGUUACACGUGUCCAAAAGUUAUUUUUAUAGGAUUCAUUCCGGUGUUCUUUUGGGAGUUUGGCCGCAGAAAUGGUUUUCAGGAGUAAAAUGGGUUUCUGGAAGUUGUCAGUCAAAUUAUUUCAAGAUGCUCUUGGUCCUAAACGAUUUUCACUUCUUCAUGUAGAAAUACUUGUCCUAUAAAAUGCUCAACAUGAGAUACCAUGUAGUCUGCUGUAAAAAUUCCAGCUACAAGUACUGGUUUUCUACUAGUCUUAAAGUUCACUCUGGUGAAAUUCCAAGCUCAAGCUUGAGGCCUUUUUUUUUUUUUUCCUUCCCCUUUUCUUACACCUUCUUCAUAUCUUGUCCACUUUUGGUAUUUUCUCUGUUUUGUGAACUGAUGGGUUAGAACCUUACUCAAAGCACUUUUAUAACCAAGGAAUCAAAAGCUCAGAUUAUGUAUGUUGGACCUGUAAAUUCAGUUUUCAGAGGUGGUUGUUUCUAAAUGGCCAUCGUGGUCUCCGGUCAGGCCGGGCAGAUGCUCUGUCCCUUUCAGUGCUGUGGAGUUUCUGUGUGGCUGCUACUGGCAGAUUGAUUGGAUCUAGUGAAAAAUUCCAUAGGGGUGUCAAAGGGAAAGAUUUCUGUCUGUCUUUUCUACCCAAAGAUGGUACUUUAGGUUGAUGCUGUUUGUUCAGAGUAUCAUUUUCGGUUUGGCACGUGUUGAAAUCAAACUUCACUUAGCCAAUUCACUCCUUGUUUUUGUAAAAUGUCGUGGUUAGAGCUUGAGCUCAUUGAUGCUUUCUGCUGGUAGAAGAUUUUGUACUUUUCAGUAGUUGAGGGAUGAGCAAGAUGGAUACAGGAUCCUACAUCUUUACCUCCCGAGCAGAAUCUUAAAAAUCCUGAUCUCCGUGACACUAAAACCCAAAUUGUCAUCCCCUGAGUAGACAAAGGCGCAUAUGGAGGGGAAGGAAUCGUAAGGGAGAGGCGUGCGAGGGAAAAUAUCAGAGCAUUGGUUUGGCAGGAAUGAGGGUGUCGGGGAGACUCCAUCCACUUUCCAUCCCACGUGCCCUGGCCUUUCACAUCCUGUCUGAGGUACCCCCUCACCUGACACGGGUUGUUACCAUAGGGUCCUUUUCAAACAAAGCAGUUCCACUGUUUAAAACUUGGAGUGACUUUUAUUUUAUUUUUUUUUUAAAAGCAAGACAGUCCUCAGAAAGUGCCUUUUUAGAAGAUGGUGCUGUAGAUUUUUAUUUUCCAGUUGUACGUGGCUGCAAAUUUAAGAUAAAUUAUUGAAAAUGCCAAGUGUUUGAUGGUACCUUUUAGGUGCUUUUCAAACCUCAGCUUCUCUGAGUCAGGACCAAGAAUAACCAGGAAGGUGUUUUCCUUUGGAGGAAGAGGCAUUGAGGAGCGAUCACCAAAUUCAGCUGGUGGGCUGGGGUUAGGUUGGGUUUGGUCAAUGUGAUUUACCUCUUCAUAUUGAGGGGGCUGGAGGUUUUGGGGCGUGGGAGAAGCCACGGGGACCUGCUGGGUGCCGAAAGGAAUCCGUAACUCCCCAAGGAUGUCUUCUCUUGGGGGAAGCGUGUUCCCAAAGAUGGAGACGAACUGAAGGGUGUCUUAGGAGGAUGUCUUAAGGAUGGCCUGGGAGAUGGUUGGUGCUCACACGGCUCCUGUGUGUCCAGGAUGAUCAGUGGGUCUUCUGAUUGCCGGCUGGGAGCUGGAUGCUCUGGAUGGGAGCAGCUUGGUGGCUGGGCGAUGCCGCGGAGGGAGUGGCGCCGUGGUGAGUUUGGUGAGCGUUCCUGCAGUCAGGAAAAGCUGUAGACUAGACUAUUAAACACUGCACCUCAGUAACCUUGUAAUGCUGCAUAAAGUAAUAAUAAUAGCAAAGUUGUGCUUUGAUGACACUGUAAUGUGCUUGCACAUGCCUGCAAAAAACACUUCCCUUUCCUUUGGUAUCAGUCUGAGUAGCAGUUCUGGGACUUUUCUUUAAUGAUGAGCCUUGUCCUUUGUUGUGGUGUUUCUGUAUAUUUAUUGGUGGUCUGUGUGCAGCUCCUAGAUCUGUGUGUCUGCUCUGUGUGUUGCUUUUAACACUUAUUUUUAGGCAGGAGAAGUUUCUGAAUGUUUUAGUUUUCUUCUCCAAAGAAAGUUGGCUUAACCAGUCGUGUUUGAGAGGAGACAAUUAACCCGCUCGCCAUAGACAAGUGCUUCAUUGGUACCUUGUUUCUCUACAACUAAAAUGAUUUUGUGCAUUUUAUUACUGUUUAUAGUGUUGGGCAUUCAAGAUGUGAAAUAACUUGAUGUCAGGAUAUUUUUGACUAUCAGGAGCUUAACCGCAGAACUCACUGAGUAAUUCCAAGUGGUCUCUUUGCAGGAAUCUGUUCAUGUCCAGAUUUUUUUCUAGGAGUAAGCAGAGCUUCUGGACAUCACCAGUGAAAUACGUGGGGUUCAGAGUCCCAGCACUGGGCAGUGCCCUUGCUGAGUUGCCCACACCUCGUUGUUGAGGGGAUGCUGCAGCUCCCCAGGCACAAGUUGACUCUCUUUGCUCUGUAAUUUUUUCUGAUUCAAGUUCGAGACAUGAUCCAAUGUCUCUUGUAGCUUGUACCAACUUUCUUGUCUUUUACUACAGUGCCCAAUGCCACUGUGUUGGUAUUUAAGCUUGCCAUGAUGUUCAAUUGUUAUAUAUUUCCAAUUUCUCAAUGUUACUUAGGCUGGGGUUUAGAAAGCGUUUUUCAGUCUAAAUUCUGAGCCAAAACUGUGUCUCCUGACCCUUUUAGUAGUAGCUGUUUCUACCUUUUAGACUAAAAAGGGCCAAAAAUCUUGCACCAUCAGCUUGUUUGCAGCAAUACUCUCCAUCUCCUCCCCUGCCUGUCAACCUGCUGCUUUGUUUCUCUCUACAUUUAGCUCAUACUGAACCUGUUGAGAUUUAGAAGUUGCUGCCUCUUCUUUCUGUCAGAAGGAAUGAACUUGCACCUGAUGAAUCGGUUUUCUAUUGGACACAAAUCUCUUGCCUUGGUGUCCAUGAGCUGCUACGUGGGAGGUUCAAUUCCAGUAGAAAUGUUUCUGUUGCUGUCAUUGGAAGGUGCAUGAUCGUUUAAAGUAUCCAAAUUAAAUAAGAGCUAACAAACCACUGAAAAAAAGACAGUCUUAAAAUACUUUAAAUUAAAAAAAAAAACAAACAGCAAACCAAAACACGACAAGGAUCAGCCGCAGGUGGACAGGGUGGAGCUCCUCAAGGAGAUGGAGAACCUGUGGGAUAUUGGGAUCCUGUGGCAGCUGGGACAGCUCUACAAGGGAAAGAGAAAAGGUGGGAGAGGCUGAAAGGGCAGCCUCAAAGUAACAGAGCGCAGUAGGAGUUAUUCAAACUCCUUUAAAAAAUUAUCAAGUAGGAAAAUCAGAACAGAAUAUUGAUGCUAAUGAAGAAGCAGCAGAGCCUCCUUUGCCUCCCGUAGCAAAUAAAAAAAGAAGCAAAAUCUGACAGCUGGUGUUUUCCUUCAGUACUUUUCAGUACUUGAAGAGGCCUCUGAGAACGAUGGGGGUGAACUUUUAGGGAGGGCCUGUUGCCACAGGAUAUGGGGUGAUGGUUUUAAACUGAGGGAGGUUGGUUUGAAUUAGAUUUAAGAAGUUCUUUACACUGUGUGUGAUGAAACAUUGGCUGCCCCAUCCCUGAAAACAUCCAAGGUGUCAGGUCAGACAGGAGCAGCCUGGUCUAGAGGUCCCAGGUCACAGCAGGGGGAUUUGUCUGGAUGAGCUUUAAAGGAUCCCUUUCAACCCAGACUACUCUUGUUAUUCUGUGACUGCUAAUUCAAAAACUACUCUAUGAGGGGAAAAGCAUGUUCCUGUAUAUUUUUAGGGAUGCCUUUUCUUCUCCAGGACCGUGCUGCAAGCAGGUGGCAGUGCCUAUGACAGCUGCCCCCUGAAAUCAAACUGGUUUUAUCCAAACCUUGGAAUCCCUUCCCUGGGUGGAACAGAUGCAGCUUCCAGUGGAUCCGCUGGUUCAGACAGCACCUUCCCAAGGGGUUUUGUGAGCAAUAUGUAAAACACAGAUGUCCUGAGAGACUCCUGGCUGCCUGGAGGUGUGCCUGGCUCCCUGGAGCAGCAGCAGGCAGGUGUAGAGGUCAUUUUGCUGUAGCCCUGCUCUUACUCAGCUCUUAGCUACCUCCCCAUUCCCUGAGCAGUCUCUCUCCCUCCACUGCCCGUGUGGAAUGAGCCGUGUCCGGGAUGCUGUGGCUGCGUGGAGCACACAUCAGCUGUGGAUGUGAGGCUGGGAUGGUGACAGAAGCCUGUAGAAACAAAGGACUGGGUAGGAGGUGGGUGGGUGGCAGGUGGGCUGUGAUCAGCUCACACCUUUCAGGGACAUUGAUGAGGACAUCAGACAUGAGCUUGGGUAUCCUGAACUGUUUGUGUUGGACUUGAACUCACUGAGAGCAAGUAUGUGCCUUUUGCUGACCAGGAAUAGAGCUGGAAAAACCUGUAUUUGCAUUGGUAAGGUGGUUAGUAUUUUUCUCGAACUGUUUUUAAAGCUCGAAGUCCUUGGUCAGAGUUGGUUUUGUGUUGAAUUAUUUAAUCAAAGCAAGCCCUGAAUUAUUGGUGAAUUAGAACUACCCAGAGAGGAGAAGCUUUUAAAAUAAGUGGUUUCUGGAGAGUAAUGUCAUCAAAUAAACCUACUUCCUGGUAGACUUGCAAUUUUUUUUUAAUAAAAUUUAACCUUGAUAUGUUUAUCUCAAGAGAAUCCUUAAUUCUGCCUUUAUUUGGAUGUUGCCUGUCCAGUGAUGUCCUCGCUCUUUACUGUGCUCCUGCAGCUUUCCAUACACUCCAUUGCCUCUCCUCUCUCCACCCAUUUGGAGGUUGCAGGGGCAUGGGGAAUGUUGUCCACUGAAUGUCAGGGAGCAGUGUAAAGCUCUGACGCGGUGGGAAUGUGAGGAUUAAACGUCACAGAUAAGUUCAGAAAGCAGUUUACCAGCAGCAGGGGGUGGCAGUGUCUGGGAACAGAAUCGUGCGGUCACUUGGGUGUGGAAAAAGGAACAAUCCCACAUCCUCUGACACCAGGUCCCCAUUGUAGACACUGCACUGUGCAGAAAUAGGCACCUCUGUGCUUAGAUGCCAGUUUGGGCUUUAAGCUGCUAGAAAAAGUGGAUUUUCAGACCAAAAUGGAAGAGCUUUUGCAACAGGUUCUAUUUGAAGUUGUUUUGGGACAAAGUUGUCCAGCCAGGAGCUCUGGAACCAGCUGGCUCUGAAGCAGGUUCCCUUUCUGACCUGGGGGAAAUGAUUCUGCCUCAUUUUUCAUCCAGAAAAUGUUUGUGAUGAUUCACGUCACCUUAGCAGAGCGAGUUACUGGGUGACGUGAGGGUGAGCCAUGUCGUGACAGCGGUAACCUCGUGAUUCAAACCCGUGCACUUCUUGCACGUUUGCAUCUUCCAGUGACUCCAGUUUGGAGCCCAUCCCUGCUGGGAGCCGGAGCUCUUCCCUCCCAUCCCACUGCAGCUCUGCCGAGGCUGAAGCCCCUUGGGGUCAGUCCCGUGUUUUUGCCAUCCUGCUUUCUUUAAACUUAACCCAUUUGUUGUAAAACAGAUGCUCAGAGGGCAAGUUUAUUUAAAUGAAAGGUGGUUUUUGCUUUUUUUUUCAUUGCUGAGAAUUACACAGGUCUUUCAAAUGCAUCUGGCAGUUGGAAAAUUAAUGCUAUAACACUUUCUAGCAACACAAAAAUAAGGCUGUAUGUUGAGUUUAGGGCCGUGCUUGCCCAUAAGUCAUAGAUCCACAACCCAUUUCAGUACAGGUGUGCAAAAGUUAGCUUUUAAAAUAGUUACGAAUAAACUUUCAUUUUGCUUACACUUGCAAAUCUCUUAAAUAUCUUCAAAACCAGUUUCUUUGAUAGAAAAUACAUGUCUUGGUAGGUAGUGUCCACUCAGAUGUAAUAGCAAAGUGAUGCCCGCUGGAGCAAUGCUGAAUUUAAAGAACUUUAGUAGGAAGUUUUGGAAUCUGAUGGUGUGCCAGCAGAGGGAAAGCUUGAGUAUUGCUCCUGAAGUAGUGAGGAUAAUUGAACACCAACAAAACUUGGUGAGAGGAAGAAUGCCAGAGAUGGAGUUUUGCUUCUGGCGACUUUGCAGUGCUGAAUGGCUUCUUCUGGGUACUCGCUUUUGUGCAAUCACUUCUCUCCUGUGGCUGUAGUACUUUUAUUUGAACUUGAUUUCUGUUUUUCAGUGAAAUCUUCUCAUUUUUGCAGUUUUCAGUGUUGAAUCUCGCCUAGAGACAACUCCAUGUUGUUUUCCUGUAGAAAAACCUGCUUCUAGCUCGUUGUGUUUGGUGUCUGUUUGCAGGCAGGUGUGAAAAGUGAGCUGCAGCACAGCAGUGGGGCGGGCAGAGCGAGUUGUGGGUGAGAAAUGUUGGUUUUACAGGCACUGUAAUAGGGGAGCAGUGACACUUUGGGCUCACAGGGUAAGGACCUUCCCACCUGUUGUUGUCUCCUCCCUUGGUAUUAGCAGUUCAGCUCCCCAGGUAGCCUCAUAGUGGAUAAACGGUGCUUGGUGGGGAAAAGCUGGGCUGUUCACCUGGCUGGAGGUGUGCGAUCAUGGACAAGGACAGUGCUCCUUCAGAGCUUUCACAGGAAUUGGUAGCAUUUGGUUAUGAGCAAUUAUUAAAGGAUUUUCAGAAGAAGGUGGCUCAGGUGGCAUCGUGUGUGCUAUAAACACCGCUGGCCAGCGAGCUGUGUUAGUUUUGGAGACUUGCUGGAAGCAAUGUCACACGUAGAAAUUUUGCGUAUUUAAUGCCACGUGUUUAAAUUGUUCCAAAACACAUCAUGCUGUUUGGGAUUUUUUUCUGAAUAAAAUUCUAAUAAACCAGUCCAGUGGAUUGAUCCCCUCCCAUGUGUCUGCUCUUUCUCAUAUGCUGGUGACUGCUCCCCUGUUUUGGUCUCCCAUUGCUUCGGCAGGAGCGUGAAUGUGUUCCCACCGUGAAGGUCCUGGGGGCUUUUGAAGCAAAAGGGAAAUGUUUCAAGAGUAAAGUAGAGCUGUGACUUGAGACGUUGCACAAAUAGAUUGUAGACGGAUGGCAAACAAACUGGUAAAAAGCCUUUAUUUUUACUUAACCAUCUUGACCAUGUGUGCCUCUUUGUACCGUGGGCUGCAGCCGUGCGGGGUGGGAGGGAACGUGUCGGUGUUUGAGAUGUACUUGCUAAGCAGAAGCCGUGUCCUCUGCCCCUUCUCCCUUUCCGGACAAAUUGUUCUUGCCAAAAUUUUCUACCUGUUGCAAGAGUUGCUUUCCUUCCAGCACAGUAAAAUGUCGACUUCUUUCACUGUUCCUUCCCUCUCGUAGGCAUCUGUAACCUCUGUACGACUGUGUAUAGGACACAGCAGUCAUCGAUCUCUGCUGGCUAUAGAUACCAUCAACUUGAGUGUAUUGUAAACGAACUGUAUUCAUUUGAAAAAUAAAUUUUUUUUGAAACGCA
This is a messenger RNA of Hirundo rustica (Barn swallow), 13859 nucleotides long. RefSeq names its product argonaute RISC catalytic component 3 (gene AGO3). The record is from RefSeq and is a predicted model, not a curated record. Gene Ontology annotation, biological process: regulation of stem cell proliferation; regulatory ncRNA-mediated gene silencing. Lineage: Eukaryota; Metazoa; Chordata; Aves; Passeriformes; Hirundinidae. Gene Ontology annotation, molecular function: protein binding; RNA binding. The coding region runs from base 75 to 2657 and encodes 860 amino acids. The transcript is spliced from 19 exons.